AUGCUGCCACCAACUUUGACGUCUCUUACGCUGGCAUCCAAAUACAAUCUGCCCAUCAUACAAGGUGCUCUGCCUCCAACAUUGAUGGCCAUCGUCUUUGGAGAUAGAUUCAACCAGGCAUUGCCAACGGGCGUGCUGCCAUCGUCACUCAAGAGUCUCACACUUGGGGAAGACUACCAACAAAACAAGAAUCAGCUCCAGCUCCCACUUGGUCUCUCAACAUUGAAGCUGGCGCAUAUCACUCAACUGAUCCAUGUUGAGUCAUAUCAGCAUCCACUUGAUCUCAUGAUAGCAGAGAGCAUGAGUAAUUGGAAGGAUCGGUCGACGUCCAAGGAUCCAAUCAUAAACCUUGACCACACAAUGGCAUCGCUUCAUGUUUCCAGUCUUGGUGGGUCUUCAUACCUGUUUGAUUAUCCCAACGAAGAGAGGUCGGAGAGAACUGGAGUUGAACAAAUGAUGCAACUGGUCAAGCUUGUUCAUGGAAAUGUGAUCACCUACGUUAUGAAACACCUUGGAUACGUCCAACUGGUACUUCGCAGGAUUCCGUCUACGACUGGAGAGUCUCUCACUAUCUGUGUAAUCAGAGAGAUUCAACGAAAUCCCUUUGGUCCAGCGAGGAGACUGACUCCUCACAUAUUCUUUAUCCGACCAAAGUCAGAGGAAUCCCCAGAGAUUGUUGGAAAUAAAUAA
Acytostelium subglobosum LB1 is the source of this 690-nucleotide messenger RNA. RefSeq lists its product as hypothetical. Lineage: Eukaryota; Evosea; Eumycetozoa; Acytosteliales; Acytosteliaceae. The transcript has a single exon. The record is from RefSeq and is a predicted model, not a curated record. Bases 1 to 690 code for a protein of 229 amino acids.